Messenger RNA from Anopheles nili, 883 nucleotides. Its product is annotated as alpha-tocopherol transfer protein-like. Lineage: Eukaryota; Metazoa; Arthropoda; Insecta; Diptera; Culicidae. The coding region runs from base 1 to 846 and encodes 281 amino acids. The record is from RefSeq and is a predicted model, not a curated record. The transcript has 5 exons. Gene Ontology annotation, molecular function: phosphatidylinositol bisphosphate binding. Gene Ontology annotation, cellular component: membrane.
AUGGAUGGACUUGAGCAGUGGCCACUGGUUGAUCGUAGUAGCCUUGAUGGGAUCAAGCAAUGGCUGACCACGCAACCCCAUUUACCUCAGAUUGAAGAACACGUUAUCGCCCUCUUUUUACAUGCCAACUAUGGCAAUCAGGAAGCGAGUCAACGUACCAUCGAGAAUUACUACACGCUUCGAACGAGCCAUCGGGAAUGCUUUACCGACCGGAACGUGUUCAACGAUGCAAUGCAAACGGCGCUAAGAAUCAUGAUGUUUACAACGCUUCCUGGUGAAACGAAAGAGGGCUACAAAAUGGUGUACACCCGUUUGCUCACAUCGGAUGCCUCGGAAUUCAAUCACCCUCAAAUACUGAAGCUGAUAACCAUGUGCUUAGAUUUGUGGGUAAAAAUGGAAGGCAAUGCCAACGGGCACAUUAUGCUGACGGAUAUGCAAGGCAUGCAUAUGGGCCACAUGACCAAGAUGAACAUGGCAGCGGUAAAGAAGCAUAUGUUCUACGUGCAGGAAGCCCUACCAAUCAGGCUGAAGCAACUACACAUGAUAAACGUGGUACCGUUCAUGAGCCGGCUGAUGUUUCUCGUGAGGCCAUUUAUGCGCAAAGAUGUACAAGAGAUGAUAAACUUGCACGUUAAUGUGGACACGCUGCAAACUAUGAUUCCCAUUGAAAGCCUGCCAAACGAGUACGGUGGAAAGGCCGGAUCUUUCCAGCAACUCGAAGAAUCGUUUAAGGAAAAGUUGUAUGCCAACAGCGAUUGGUUUCGAGCCAUGGAAUCCCAAUAUUUGGUUGACGAAGCAAAGCGGCUUCCAAAACCUAAACGAUACAUGUUUGGAUUUUUUGGUUAAUUGAUGUUAUGUUUGAUAGUAUCUAAUAAAACAAUGU